Messenger RNA from Saprolegnia parasitica CBS 223.65, 465 nucleotides. RefSeq lists its product as hypothetical. The transcript has 2 exons. Lineage: Eukaryota; Oomycota; Saprolegniomycetes; Saprolegniales; Saprolegniaceae. The record is from RefSeq and is a predicted model, not a curated record. Bases 1 to 465 code for a protein of 154 amino acids.
AUGCAGUUGUUUGACACCGGCGAGUACAACUACGGCACUACCACUCACAACUCGUACGGUGGUUUCGCUAUGCACAAGUGCAUUACACACAAGAAAUGCAAAGCCAAAGCUCGAGCGCGCCCGGCCGAGUCCGGCGAGCAUACGUCAGCGCUUACGGGCAAGAAGCUCAAUGGCAUCCACGUUGUCCUCCGUGACGAGAUCGCCAACCUUUGUCUCGGGGGAAUGGGUCCAAAGGGAGGGCUGACGCGACUCAACGUCAAGUACAUGAACAAAGAAAUCAUCCUUCGGCUACUGCCGGAAGUCAACCAGAUCAAGAGCUUCCAUGCCCCCACAUUCAAAGAGUCCUCGCUUGUCAUCAAGGACUACAUGCAACUCCACGAAUGGGCCUCGAAACAGCUUUGUACUACCCGCGAAGCUUUUACGCUCCGAGACUACUAUUACUUUUCAAAGUUGGCCUGCAUUUAG